Naegleria lovaniensis is the source of this 645-nucleotide messenger RNA. RefSeq lists its product as uncharacterized. The transcript has 4 exons. The coding region runs from base 1 to 645 and encodes 214 amino acids. Gene Ontology annotation, biological process: protein peptidyl-prolyl isomerization. NCBI's taxonomy places the organism in Eukaryota, Heterolobosea, Eutetramitea, Acrasida, Naegleriidae. Gene Ontology annotation, molecular function: peptidyl-prolyl cis-trans isomerase activity. Gene Ontology annotation, cellular component: catalytic step 2 spliceosome. The record is from RefSeq and is a predicted model, not a curated record.
AUGAGUCAAAUUUAUUCUUCGCUUCCAAAGACAAAGGGAAAGGUUGUUUUGGUCACAGAUUGUGGUGAUGUUGAAAUUGAAUUAUUUUCUAAAGAAGCUCCAAAGGCUUGCAAGAAUUUUGUGCAAUUGUUGAAUAAGUUGGAAGCCUUAAAUUUUAAGCAUACAAUAUUUGGACAGGUUGUUGGAAAUACAAUAUUUAAUGUGUUAAAAAUUGCAGAGCUGGAAGUGGAUCAAAAUGAUCGUCCUACUUAUCCUCCAAAGAUUAUUCGAGCAGAGGUGAUCAUUAACCCAUUUGAUGAUAUUGUUCCAAGAAAAAAGGGUGAGACUGCUACUUCUUCAACGCACAAGAGAAAGAAACAACAAAACAAAAACAUUCUUUCAUUCUCUGAUGAAAUAGAUGAACAUGAAGUGUCCAGCAAGAAACAGAAAAAAGAACUUCAAAAAUUGGAAAAAGAAUUGUCAGAAGUGGAUACUCUGGAUGAUGACACAACGACCGUGCCUGUACGAAAUACUAGCUCUUCUUCUACUCAAAAUGUUAAUCAGCAGCUAUGGAAGAGUCAUCGACGUCUCACAAUAUUCGCACAGACAUUGAAGUUUCACAACAGCAAGACAACUCAUCAGUCGAAAGCAAGUUUUCAUCUCUGA